Molecule: messenger RNA, 2001 nt
Organism: Clunio marinus
Lineage: Eukaryota; Metazoa; Arthropoda; Insecta; Diptera; Chironomidae
Source: the annotation of a GenBank genome assembly
GUAUUUAGAAAAAGAUUUCUAUAGAACAAACACGAAAAUGUCAAUAAAUAUUGAUUUAGUGGCACGUUUAGAGAAGAAUAGUAAAAGUUCAUUUACAGUCGGUAUUAAUAUUUAUUUAAAGCUUUUAAAAAACAUUAUCAACAAUCCGAGUGAUGAAAAAUAUCGAAGAUUUAAAAAGACAAAUCAAAGGAUCAUGAAUGAUCUUCUCAGCUUAGACGGAAUGGAGCAAUUACUUCUCGAUUCAGGUUUCGAAGUGGAUAAUGAAGAAUUUGUGCUUCGUCGAGGUGGAUUAGGAGUCAUGUCAAAGUUGAAAUAUUACAUGGAAUAUUAUGAAAAACGUCUUAAAGACUCGGAUGUAGAUUCGUCGGUCUUAGCUAAGCCAUUAGGAGCAAUACAGAAAAAGACUAAUGUCAAAGAUUCUAAACUUGAAAUUACGGCUGGGACGAUCAAAUCUAGCAAAACAUUCCAAGACAGAAUCAAAUUUCCUCAAGUCCUUAACACAAACAAUGAGUUUCUUAAACAGAUCGAAAAGUUGUCAGAUUCUGUCAUGCAAUAUGAAGAUGAUUUGUUAAAGGAAUCAGCACUUCAAUUGAUUCCAUUAGAAACAUUGAAAUUGAAAGCUUUAGAGAAAUUAAGAAAAUUGCAAAAAUUAUUAAAAAAUAAUUCAUUGAAAGAAGAUGAACCACUUCUCGACGAUUUGAUUUUAGAAGAACUAACUGAAUGGUUCAAAAAUAGAUUUUUCACUUGGAUAAAUUCAAUGCCUUGCCGAUUAUGUCAGAAUAAGGAUACAAAUCCAAUAGGAACACGAAUUGAAAAUGGAGUUAGAAUUGAGAGUUAUAAAUGCAACAAAACUUCUUGCAAUGAUGUUGUCACUGAUUUUCCAAGAUACAACGACAUAGCAAAAUUACUUGUUUCUCGUUCAGGACGAUGUGGAGAGUUCGCCAAUUGUUUCACGUUCUUGUGUCGUUGUCUCGGUUUUGAUGCUCGUUAUGUUUAUUCAACAUCAGAUCAUGUGUGGAGUGAAGUUUACAAUCAUUCCAAGAAGCGUUGGAUUCACAUUGAUCCGUCUGAAAAUAUUUUUGAUUCGCCAUUAAUGUAUGAACAUGGAUGGAAACGGAAUUUGGAUUAUGUCAUUGCAUUUUCAAGAGAUGACAUUCAAGACGUCACUUGGAGAUAUUCAAAUAAGCAUCAGGAGCUGUUGAAGAGGCGAAAUUUGUGUUCAGAAACCGACCUCGUUAAUGCAUUGAUGCGUUUACGAUUGAAACGUUCUGAGAAUUCAUCUGUGGCGAGGAAAAAGUUUUUGACGCUGAGAACAUUUGCUGAACUCGCAGAACUUUUGAUUAUCAGAGAACCCACAGAGAAUGAACUCAAAGGUCGAAGUUCAGGAAGCCAAGCAUGGCGUUUAGAACGCGGAGAAGCAAAUAUUUCUAACUUUUACAUUUUCACUUUAACAGAUGAAGAGAAAAAAUUGAAAGAAUUUAACUUACGCUAUUCUUGCAGUAGAAAUGUAUUUGAACGAUUUAGUUCUGCAAAAAUAUUAAAUUCAGUUGAUGAUUGGAAACUUUGGACUUAUGAAUCGGAAAACAUUUUUCGUAAAGUUGAACACGACCACAAGAUGAGUUAUUUAUCAAGAACAGAAGAUUCUUCGAAAGGAAUUCUGAAGCUAAAAUUUGAUUUUGAAAAUCUUUCUAUCGACUCCUUGGACUUGACGUUUGAAACGAUAACUUUUGAAAAUGGAAAUAUUAAAAUCGAGUUUCUUAAUGCUUUUGAUCAAGAAGUGUCCAAAAAUCAACUGAAAGGCUUGUCUAAGUUUUCCUUGCGAAUACAUUUAAGUGGAGGAAAAGGUGAUUGUGCUUGGCAACAUGCUCAAAUGUUUCGUCAAGAGUUAACUUCCAAAUCUUAUCCAUUCCAAUUAUCAGUCAAAUUCAAAUAAAAAAUUAAAUUUGUUGACAAUUUUAUAAAGCAAAGACAUUGAUUUUAAAUAAAAUAAUUAUUUUAUUA